This is a messenger RNA of Lactuca virosa, 2538 nucleotides long. The record is from the annotation of a GenBank genome assembly. NCBI's taxonomy places the organism in Eukaryota, Viridiplantae, Streptophyta, Magnoliopsida, Asterales, Asteraceae.
AUGUCUUCUUCAAACAUAUUAUUUUUCUCUCGGGCUCUACUAAUCAUCACACUCUUCUCCAUACCAAAUUUCACUUCUGCUUCUUUGGAGGAAGCCAAUGCUCUUCUUAAAUGGAAAGCAAGCCUUGACAUCGCAAAAAAAUCCUUACUCUCUUCAUGGAUUCCUCUCCCUUUGAAUUCCAGUGCAUUAGUUCCAUGCACUUCUUGGUUUGGAGUAGUUUGCAAUGCUGAUGGGAGCAUUCAGAAUUUGAACGUCACAUCAUCUGGACUAAAGGGUAUGCUUCAUCGAUUUCCAUUCUCUUUGCUACACAAUCUUACACAUUUUGAUCUCUAUAUAAACAAGUUCUUUGGCCCCAUCCCACCAGAAAUCCAACUUUUGUCCAAACUUACAUAUCUUGAUUUUUCAUUGAACAAGUUUUCUGGAGUAAUCCCACCUGAAAUAGGAAACCUGCACCAGCUAACCAUCUUAUACUUAUACUCAAACAAUAUCUCUGGUCCCAUUCCUAUUGAACUUGGGAAUUUGAAGUCUCUAAUAGAUCUUGAUGUCAGUGAGAAUCAACUUAAUGGCUCUAUUCCUUCAUCAUUGGGUAAUUUGACAUCUUUGAAUGUCCUUUAUUUGCACACCAAUCAACUCUCUGGUCCAAUUCCUAAUGAACUUGUGAAUUUAAAGUCUCUCACUGAUCUUGAGGUGAACACUAAUCAAAUUAGUGGCUCUAUUCCUUCAUCAUUGGGUGAUUUGACAUCUUUGAAUAAACUUUAUUUGUUCCAAAAUCAACUCUUUGUUCCCAUUCCUACUGAACUUGGGAAUUUGAAGUCUCUCACUGAUCUUGCGGUGUACAAAAAUCAACUUAGUGGUUAUAUUCCUUCAUCACUAGCUAAUCUGAGCAAUGUACAAUGGCUGACCCUCAAUAACAAUAAAUUAUCUGGUCCCAUUCCUAGUGAACUUGGGAAGUUGAAGUCUCUCACUCAUCUUUCGGUAAGCAGAAAUCAGCUUAGUGGUUCUAUUCCUUCAUCAUUGGGUAAUUUGACAUCUUUGAAUGUCCUUUAUUUGUACCAAAAUCAACUCUCUGGUCCCAUUCCUAUUGAACUUGGGAAUUUGAAGUCUCUCACUCGUCUUGAUGUGAGUGAGAAUCAACUUAAUGGCUCUAUUCCUUCAUCAUUGGGUGAUUUGACAUCUUUGAAUAAACUUUAUUCACUCCAAAAUCAACUCUCUGGUCCCAUUCCUAUUGAACUUGGGAAUUUCAAGUCUCUCACUGAUCUUGAGGUGAGCGACAACAAACUUAGUGGUUCUAUUCCUUCAUCACUAGCAAACCUCAGCAACAUACAGUGGCUGACCCUCGGUGGUAAUAAAUUAUCUGGUCCCAUUCCUAGUGAAAUUGGGAAGUUGAAAUCUCUCACUCAUCUUUCGGUGACCAGAAAUCAACUUAGUGGUUUUAUUCCUUCAUCAUUUGGUGAUUUGACAUCUUUAAAUUUCCUUUAUAUGCAUAACAAUGAGCUUGCUGGUCCCGUUCCUAGUGAACUUGGGAAGUUGAAGUCUCUCACUGAUUUUAAGGUGAACAACAAUAAAAUUAGUGGUUCUAUUCCUCCAGAGCUUGGAAAUUUAACUCAACUACAAAGACUUAAUCUGUCUUUAAAUUAUUUGGUUGGUGAGAUCCCAAAGGAGAUUGGGAAGAUGAAAAGUAUGUUGGAACUGUAUUUGGCUGGCAACCAACUUUCAGGUGUUAUACCUCUGGAGCUUGGAUUUUGUGAACUCCUUGAAGUACUUGAUCUAUCAAAAAAUAGAUUGAAUGGGCCGAUUCCAAAAAUUAUUGAUCAGUGGGCACAAAUCCACAACUUGAAUCUUAGUAACAACAAGCCCAGUGAGAAAAUUCCAUCUGAGAUUGGGAAAUUAGUUCAUCUUACGGAACUUGAUUUAUCUCACAAUUUUCUUAUGAAAGAGAUACCUUCUGAAGUUCAACAUUUGCAAAGUUUGCAAAAAUUGGAUCUUUCUCAUAAUAGACUAUCUGGUUCUAUUCCUGAUGCAUUUACAAGUUUGCCUGGCGGGAUUGAUAUCAAUCUUUCUUUCAAUAAGCUCUCAGGUCCGGUCCCCCUUUGCGCUAACUUUGUAAAUGCGUCCAUCGAAAGCAAUUCGGAUUUGUGUGGGAAUGUUACGGGAGUGAAACUUUGUCCAAGUCACAUUAUGAAGAAGAAAAAUGAUCUCUUUCAUCACAAGCUCGUCCUUGUAAUUACACUCCCUCUUAUUGGGACUGUUUUACUUGGUGUAUUCACGUACUGCCUCAUUGCUUAUCAACAAAAAAAGAAAAAGUCUCCACAAAAACAAUUGGACGAACAAAGUGGUGAUUCUUUCUCUAUUACAAGUUUUGAUGGAAAACUGGUGUAUGCUGAAAUCUUGAAUGCAACAAAUGAUUUUGAUGAAUCAUAUUGCAUUGGGACCGGAGGAUAUGGGACUGUGUACAAAGCCGAGCUACAACCUAACAAUGUGGUAGCUGUCAAGAAACUUCACCCAUCAACUGAGAAUGUGUUGGGGAAAUUGAAAUAG